AUGCUCGCCCGCAAAACUUGUCUCCUACAGUGCCGACAAUCACUCAGUUCUCGGAAUGUUUUAGUCGAUUCGUCAAUGAGACACGCACUCUCCACUCUCGUAACGCCCGAAGAACUGCACGCACGGCUAAAGCCAAUCACUGUGGGGCAGGCUACGGACUCGUCCACUGUGGUGCCUCUCUGCGCAACUUGGUUCCUCCCGACCUCGGCCCACCAGGGACUUGAAUCAUUCCGUACCCGGCGUCUUCCUAACGCUCGAUUCUUUGACAUUGAUGAGAUAUGUGACAAGGAGUCUCCAUUUCCCCACAUGUUGCCAUCUGCCUCGGACUUUGCCAAAGCUAUGUCUACCCUUGGCGUGCGGAGACAUGAUACAGUCGUGGUCUACGACAGCCUCGAACAGGGCAUCUUCAGUGCUCCGCGCGUAGCCUGGAUGUUCAAGGCCUUUGGUCAUAAUUCGGUCCAUGUUUUGAAUAACUUCCGAGGCUGGGUCGACCGAGGCUAUCCCACGGAAAGUGGUGACUCUCGAAAAGUGGACUAUCAUCCUUAUCCUAUCCCCGAAUUAGAUUCUACAAAACUAGUUGGAUUCGACGAACUCAAAGAAAUCGUGCAGAGUCAGCAACAAGAUGGCGUGACUCGUGCCCAGAUUCUCGAUGCGAGAUCAUUUGGACGCUGGAGCGGCAAGGAACCCGAGCCCCGUGCGACUAUUAGGAGUGGCCACAUUCCAGGAAGCAUAUCCAUCUCCGUUUCUGAGCUGCUCGAUGCCGACACUAAGGCUAUUCUACCCGCUCAUGAACUCGCACAGAUAUUUAAGCGAAAGAACAUAGAUCCGGAAAAACCCAUCAUCACGAGCUGUGGCACGGGUGUCACUGCGGCUAUUAUCAAUAUGGCACUGGAUGAAGCAGGCUAUGGAUCAGAGAAAGAUCGUAGACUCUACGACGGAAGCUGGACAGAAUGGGCUCAGCGUAUUACAGACGAUGAAAAUGAAACCAAGCGAAUGAUCGAAGUACUAUGA
Messenger RNA from Blumeria graminis f. sp. triticale, 1011 nucleotides. NCBI's taxonomy places the organism in Eukaryota, Fungi, Ascomycota, Leotiomycetes, Helotiales, Erysiphaceae. The record is from the annotation of a GenBank genome assembly.